AUGCAGAAGAUAUUAGAACGUCAACACGCAAGUCGUGUCCCAGACAACGAACUGACGCCAACGCCUGGUAAAGUGUGGUACCUCCCACAUUUUGACGUGUACCAUCCCAAGAAACCCGAUCAAGUACGUGUAGUCUUCGAUUGUAGCGCCCUUUACAACAGCCAGUCCUUAAACAAGAACCUUUUACAAGGACCAGACCAGCUGAACCCUCUCAUCGGGGUAUUAACCAGAUUCCGCAAGGAAGAUGUAGCGCUCACGUGUGAUAUAGAACAACUGUUCCAUAGCUUUCACGUUACACCAAGCCACAGAGACUUCCUCCGCUUCUUGUGGUUCGAGAAUAACGACUUGGAUGGUGCCAUCUCAGAAUUUCGUAUGAAUGUACAUCUGUUUGGGGCAGUGUCAUCUCCUUCCGUAGCCAACUAUAGUCUUCACAAGACAGCAGAAAAUGGACGUGCCGAGUUCGGUGACAAGGCAGCUGAUUUUCUGUGCAGAAACUUUUAUGUAGACGACGGUCUUACUUCGGUCCCCGCUAUUUCAGAAGCCAUAGAAUUGAUUGAGGACAGUCAGGCUCUCUGUGCGUCAGCGAAGUUACGGCUUCACAAGUUCGCCAGCAACCGAAAGGAUGUCUUAGAGGCCCUUCCAAAAGACGAUCGUGCAAAAGACCUCAACGAUCUUGACUUUCGCCACGAUGCUCUACCAGUCCAGCGAUCUCUAGGCACUUAUUGGUACAUUGAAUCGGAUACUUUAGGUUUCCGCAUAGAACUGAAGGAUAAACCACUUUCACGUCGGGGUAUCCUUUCUACGAUAAGCUCAGUAUACGACCCUUUGGGGAUAGUUUCACCAGUAAUCCUGACUGGUAAGCAGAUUUUACAAGACCUUUGUCGCCAAAAGGUGGAGUGGGACGCCCCGCUUCCUGAUGAAAUUAUCGCUCUUUGGGAGAGGUGGCGCACCGAACUACCGCUGUUAGAGAAAGUCAAACUCAACCGCUGUGUUAAACCGCCUGGCUUCGGAAGUCCAGUCCAAGCUGAAGUACACAGUUUUUCGGAUGCAAGCGAAUCAGGAAUUGGUCAAGUCUCAUAUCUUCGAACAGUCAACUCUAAAGGAGAAGUUCAUGUGAGUUUCCUCAUAGCCAAGUCACGAGUAGCUCCUAUCAAGCCGAUAUCUAUUCCCCGUAUGGAACUGACAGCGGCCGUCGUAUCAGUCAAUGUAACGAAGAUGUUGCAGAGUGAACUCGAUUACGGGAAUUUACGAUCUGUUUAUUACACAGACUCUGAGGUAGUCAUCGGCUACAUAAGUAAUGAAGCUCGUCGUUUUCACGUAUAUGUCGGAAACAGAGUACAGCACAUCCGUGAUCGUAGCGACCCGGAACAGUGGCCUCACGUGCCAGGAAAGGUUAACCCUGCGGACGAAGCGUCUCGUUCACUCACUGCCAGUCAGUUACUUAACAACAAGAGAUGGCUCUCAGGGCCAGACUUUCUCUGGGAAAGCGAUGUACCACUUCUUAACAAGAAAAACACAGCUCAGCUCUCUUCUGAUGAUGUUGAAGUGAAGACAAACACCUGCUUCUUGACGCACUCUACCGCUCGAGAAUAUCCUGGUUUACUUCUUUCAUAUCUGAAUCGCGUUUCUUCCUGGCACAAAGCAAAAACGACAGUCGCCUGGAUGAGAAGAGGAAUAAAGAAUCUCCAGUCUGUAAUAGCAGCACGUAAAGAAGAGAUUCAUCCUGCAAAGGACUUAGGAAGAUCACGCAAUGAACAGGGAAAACAGUUCUUACCUCUCUCAGUUGAAGAAUUGGUCCACUCCGAGAAGUUUAUUUUGCGUUGCCUCCAAUGCCAGCAUUUUAGCCAUGAGAUGGAAAUUCCACGAACGAGACUCUGCGCGCCGCAGAAACGACACUUUGAAGAAGACGAGCUCUCUCUAUAA
Molecule: messenger RNA, 1923 nt
Organism: Pocillopora damicornis (cauliflower coral)
Lineage: Eukaryota; Metazoa; Cnidaria; Anthozoa; Scleractinia; Pocilloporidae
Source: RefSeq, a predicted model, not a curated record